Molecule: messenger RNA, 1374 nt
Organism: Adineta ricciae
Lineage: Eukaryota; Metazoa; Rotifera; Eurotatoria; Adinetida; Adinetidae
Source: the annotation of a GenBank genome assembly
AUGGUCCUUUUGUCAUCACAAUCAGUACUUGUCUUCCGUCGAAUUAUGCUUUCAAAACAUCGAAGUUUAAAGGAUCGAUGGUGGUGGUGCAUGAUCGUUGGAAAUACUCUUUCAGUGCUUAUUUGGCGACAUCAUGAGAAAUCAAUUCAAUUAGAAGAAGACAAAGAUACGUUAAAACCUCGUUUUCUUCGAUCUACAACCAGUCAAACGUAUCUUCACUCAACAUUCUUCGAGACAAAAGAAACAGAAGUCAAUCAUUUGAAUCGAUUGAAUUAUUGGUUGACAAAUAAUUCCCGGAUAUUCGGAAUUAAUUUAACCGCUAUUGUCGCACCGAAAAAAAUUCGAAAAUAUCUCGUUUAUGUUUGUCAUGAAAACUGCGGAGGUUGGGGCGAUCGUCUUCGUGGAAUUAUGAGUAUUUUCAUGAUUUCAUUAAUGCUCGAUCGCAAUUUCCGUAUUGAAAUUACUCAUCCAUGUGAUUUAUCGAAUAUUUUUCACCCAAAUUUGUACAAUUGGACGCAAUCGAUCAAAGGAUUGACUAUAGAAGAUAAAAAAACUCACCGUCGUCGGUACAACUUAACACGAAAAAUGUUGAUAACAUCAGCAUAUGCUCGAAGAGAAGUAAUAUCGAAUGUUUCGCGAAUUCUGAAUCAUACUCGAGCAAUCAAUUCCAUUUGGUCAGAAGAUGUACUUUACUGGGCGACGAAUAAGGAUUAUUUCAAUCAAUUAUCGAAUAAUUUAUACUAUCGAAAGAAAUUCAAAUCCUAUGGAAUUAUGACGAAAUACAAUAUCAAAUUAGAAAUACUUUUUCCGUUGUUUUAUGAAAUUCUCUUUCGACCUGUCGCCAAAAUUCAGCGACAGAUCGAUUUCUACAAGACAAAAAGAAAGGCGAAGCAAAUGAUUUGUGCACAGAUACGAACAGGAAAAAAUCCAACAAUUCCUGAUGAUAAAUUACUUCCAGGUCGUCGAAAUAUCAGCGAAACGAUCUUUUCGUUCAUCGAUUCCAACAUUUCCAUUGAAGAUUCGCAAAUAUUCUUAACAACUGAUAAUGACCAAGUUUAUCACGAAGCUCAACGUCGUUAUGAAUCUCGUUUGUUGUACGUCUCAGGUGAAAUAACUCAUAUCGAUCGAUCAUUAAAUACGAAUCAGAAAGUCUGCCGGGAACAAGAUAAACUCAUAACAGAUUUUCAUUUAUUAGGAGAAAUCUGUGAUGUAUCGAUAAUCUCGAAUUCAGGCUUUGGCUUUUGGGGAAAUCUACGAAGAUACAAACCAUUCGAACAGUUGUAUGUUUUUUGUGCUGGUAGAAUUUAUAAAAUCGAAUCGAUGUGGCAUUUGUAUAAAAUGAGAGAACAAAAUCAGAAUGGAGAAUUAUGUUGA